Molecule: messenger RNA, 1012 nt
Organism: Cuscuta campestris
Lineage: Eukaryota; Viridiplantae; Streptophyta; Magnoliopsida; Solanales; Convolvulaceae
Source: the annotation of a GenBank genome assembly
UUUUAGUUCCUCCAAAAGUUGCCUUUUUUGGAGGUUGAGAGUGACGCUGCAUUGGUUUUCUGGUUGAGGAAGAAGAUGAUGACGACCCCGCUGCCGCGCUGCGUCUUCCGGAUUACUUCUGGCAGGGGAAGGGGUUAAGCGCGCCGGUCAACCUGAACAUGGACUCCGGCGACAACGUUGCUUCAUCCUCCCGGACGGCGGACCGAGAGCCGCCGCACGGCCGUCCCGGAAAAUACAUCGCACCCACGCAGCCGCUUGCCGACCGCAUGCUCCGUGCCCUCCGCCACCCUCUCCGCCUCCUUCACCGCUCGGGCGCAUUUUUCUUCGUCUUGGGCGCCACCGGGAACGUCUACACGGUGCACCUCGCAGCCGCCGGAAAGUCAUGCGACUGCCCCGACCGUACUGCGCCGUGCAAGCACAUACUCUUCGUCAUGAUUAGGGUACUAGGCCUUGGCCAACACGAUCCAUGGAUAUGGAGGAAGACUCUCCGGCGAAGCCACCUCAAUUCCCUCCUCGGCUCACCAACCUCCGCGGACGUACUCGCAACAGCGGAGGUCCGGGAGAAGUUCCACCAGCUCUUCUCCUGUGAAAAGCCGGCGGAGAAGCGGGACGCAAUAGAGAUCCGGGACGGGGCCGCUUGCCCGGUCUGUUUGGAGGAGAUACGGCGGGAGGAGGCGGCGGCGGCGGAGAAGAGGAUAGCGGCGUGCGGGACGUGCAAGAACCCGAUACACACGGAGUGCUUGCAGGCGUGGAAGAAGAGUAGUAGUCGGCCGAGGCGGUCUGCCGUCACCUGCGGCAUCUGCCGUGCACGGUGGCGCGAUCCCAUGGCGGUGGAGCAAGAGCCGUACCUUAAUUUGUCGGCUUAUGUUUCCGGCGAUCGUACAUUGGCCGCCGGUGGUGAAAGCCGCGGUUGUGGCGAUUAGCUGCUUAUAAUUGAUUAAUUAACCAUCAAUUCAUCUUCAUCAUUAAUUACAUGGACAUGUACAAGAAGUCUUCCAUUGCAUAACUUUCU